AUGACGUUAUCGCCUUCAUUCUACGAGGUGCUCGGUGUCUCGACCACCUGCAGCUCCGACGACGUCCGGCGCGCGUACCACCAAUUAGCUCGACAGCACCAUCCGGACAAGCGCUCGCCCGUCGUGAAAGCGAACAGGAACCACUCGGCAGUCAAGAGCCAGCAGCAGCAGCAGCAGUUGUUCUUGUGCGUGCAAGAAGCUUAUGAGACGCUGCGGAACACGGAGCUGAGGCGGCAGUACGACGCCAAGUUGCAGCAGGACGCGCUCGUGCGCAAGAGGGAGCACGAGGCCGUGGUCGUGUCCGACGAGGUCACUCUCAGUGCCAUGCAGCGCGUUUAUCUCCAGGGCGAAGACGACGACGCUGUCGUGUUUACACACACUUGUCGCUGUGGAGACGUGUAUGAGAUUUCGGAAAUCGAGAUCUGGGACGGCGUGGACGUUGUGCCGUGCUCUGGCUGCUCGCUGCACAUUCGGGUACUACCAGACAAUUGA
Molecule: messenger RNA, 492 nt
Organism: Peronospora matthiolae
Lineage: Eukaryota; Oomycota; Peronosporomycetes; Peronosporales; Peronosporaceae
Source: the annotation of a GenBank genome assembly